AUGGGCAUGUGUUGCUCGUCGAAGAAGCACCGUAAAUUGUUGAAAAAACGUCCAUCGUUGUCAUCGAUUAUAGAUUCAGAUGAUCAGCGUAAAAUCGUCAAUUUUGAUUCAUGCCCAAGUUAUACAGUACCAGAUUCGUUGAUUAUUUACAGCCAUAACAAAGAGUUGACAUUGGACAAUGCCGAUACACUUCACAGACAGACACUAGACUUUUCAACCAGCGAUGAAUUCAAACUUCAGGAAUAUGAGGAUAUUCAAUUUAUCGUGGAUUCUGAUCAAAUAACAAGUAUGCUCAGUAGACCAUUUCCAAAUUCAUAUACAACAGACAUAGAACAACUAGAACUUGAAUUAGCCGCAAUAGAUAUGAAUAAUGAAGUCACAGCACCGUUGAGUACUUUUGAUCAAUAA
Messenger RNA from Didymodactylos carnosus, 408 nucleotides. Lineage: Eukaryota; Metazoa; Rotifera; Eurotatoria; Philodinida; Philodinidae. The record is from the annotation of a GenBank genome assembly.